Molecule: messenger RNA, 226 nt
Organism: Paramecium pentaurelia
Lineage: Eukaryota; Ciliophora; Oligohymenophorea; Peniculida; Parameciidae
Source: the annotation of a GenBank genome assembly
AUGGAGAGUAAACAUGAUUAUUUUAAUUUUAGGCUGCAUCAAAAAAACUUUAGAAUAAUUCCAAUUAUAUAAAGUUAUAUUAAGAUAGAAAAAUCUAAAUUAGAAUUAGUUUUAAAUGCAAUUUAAUCUAUUAAAACUUUUAAUCUAAAAAAUUCAAAUCCAGCUGGCUACAUUAUAAAAAGAGUUCAAAUAAUUCAAAAAAAAACAAUUAAGAACAGUGUUUUGA